AUGGAUUUCUCAGUUUUUGCCAAUCAGAGUCCAGCUCAUAAUGAUUUCCGUAGUGAUACUUUCACCACUCCAACACCUUCUAUGAUCCAAUCAUUAGCUCUAACCACAUUGGGAGAUGCAGUAUACAAUGAAGAUCUUAAAACAAUAGAAUUAGAAAAAAAAGUUGCCAGUUGGACAGGUAAAGAGGCUGGGUUGUAUUGUGUUAGUGGAACUUUAUCAAACCAAAUUGCCAUUAGAACUAAUCUUUUUCAACCUCCAUACAGUGUACUUUGUGAUUAUCGAUCACAUAUCUAUGUACAUGAAGCUGGUGGUUUAGCCACCUUGAGUCAAGCUAUGAUUCAACCUUUGGUUCCUUCCAAUGGUGACUACUUGACUCUUGAAGAUAUUCUUGAACAUAUCAUUGAUGAUGAUGGUGAGAUCCAUGGUGCUCCUACAAAGUUGAUCAGUUUGGAAAAUACCUUGCAUGGAAUAAUUAUGCCAAUUGAAGAGAUUGAAAAAAUAAGUAAAUUUUGUCAUGAAAAUGAUAUUAAAUUACAUUUGGAUGGAGCUAGAUUAGUGAAUGCUUCGGUAGAAACUGGUAUUCCAAUGUCUGAAUAUUGUAAAUGGUUUGAUAGUGUAUCAAUCUGUUUAUCUAAAACCCUUGGUGCUCCUAUUGGAUCAGUAUUAGUAGGAUCUUCAAAAUUCAUUGCCAAGGCUAACCAUUUCAAGAAACAACAGGGAGGUGGAAUUAGACAAUCCGGUCUUCUUGCAUCUAUGGCAAUUGUUGCAAUUGAUGAAAAUGUAUCAAAACUUAAAUCUACCCAUGAAAGAGCUAAGGAAUUGGGUAAAUUAUGUGAAGAAAAUGAAAUCAUUUUGGAACAUCCAGUGCACACUAACUUUGUAUUUGUUGAUAUAAAAGCAAACAAGAUUGAUCCAGAUAAGUUGAUUGAAAUUUCCGAUAAACAUGGUGUGAAGAUCUACUCAGGGCGUGUUUCUUUCCACUACCAAAUCUCAGAGGAAUCAUUUGAAGCAUCAAAGAAGGUUAUCUUAGAAGCUGCUCAGUAUGCAAAGGAACAUCCAUUUGAAGGCAAGGAUAAUUUCAAGUUUUACACCAAUGAAAAGAAAUAA
This is a messenger RNA of Candida tropicalis MYA-3404, 1107 nucleotides long. RefSeq names its product threonine aldolase. Gene Ontology annotation, cellular component: cytosol. Gene Ontology annotation, molecular function: L-allo-threonine aldolase activity. Bases 1 to 1107 code for a protein of 368 amino acids. The record is from RefSeq and is a predicted model, not a curated record. Lineage: Eukaryota; Fungi; Ascomycota; Pichiomycetes; Serinales; Debaryomycetaceae. Gene Ontology annotation, biological process: glycine biosynthetic process; L-threonine catabolic process. The transcript has a single exon.